Polypterus senegalus (gray bichir) is the source of this 1667-nucleotide messenger RNA. RefSeq names its product somatostatin receptor 1a (gene sstr1a). NCBI's taxonomy places the organism in Eukaryota, Metazoa, Chordata, Cladistia, Polypteriformes, Polypteridae. Gene Ontology annotation, molecular function: neuropeptide binding; somatostatin receptor activity. Gene Ontology annotation, cellular component: neuron projection; membrane. Bases 226 to 1332 code for a protein of 368 amino acids. The transcript has a single exon. The record is from RefSeq and is a predicted model, not a curated record. Gene Ontology annotation, biological process: neuropeptide signaling pathway; cellular response to estradiol stimulus.
UGCUACGAGUCGGCGCUUCAUAGGCGCGUAUCGGAUCUGCGAUGAGCUGUCCGUGGUGCUGAAGCGGAUCGACCGGAGGAGCGCGGCAGCAGCAGCAGAGAGCCGACAGCUAUAGUCCCGCAGCGCUUCAGCUCAGCACGUCCGGGCAGGUGUCGGGCUCCAGUCUGAAGAUGAGUGGCCGGACGAGCUGAGAAGACGAGUCGACUGGCACAUUCCGAGGGCACGAUGCUGCCCAACAACUCGUCCAGACAUCUGAACAUAGACGACGGGUUUUAUUCGCUAAACAGCUCGGGGAACGAGACGCAGAGCGGCGACUCUCACGGCAGUGCCAUCCUAAUCUCCUUCAUCUAUUCGGUGGUUUGUCUGGUCGGGCUAUGCGGGAAUUCCAUGGUAAUUUAUGUCAUCUUGCGCUACGCAAAAAUGAAGACAGCCACGAACAUUUACAUCCUCAAUCUGGCAGUCGCGGACGAGCUGCUGAUGCUCAGCGUGCCGUUUCUGGUGACCUCGUCGCUGCUGCACCACUGGCCCUUUGGAUCACUGCUGUGUCGCCUUGUCCUCAGCGUAGAUGCCAUCAACAUGUUUACGAGUAUUUACUGCCUUACGGUUCUCAGUAUAGAUCGCUAUAUUGCCGUGGUGCACCCGAUCAAAGCCGCCCGAUACAGGAGACCCACUAUAGCAAAGAUGGUCAACUUGGGGGUAUGGAUAUUCUCUAUCAUGGUCAUUUUGCCAAUUAUCAUUUUUUCCACAACUACACCGAACUCGGAUGGCUCAGUCGCGUGCAACAUGCAGAUGCCUAAACCCGAGCGCCAGUGGAUGGCCGUGUUUGUGAUUUACACUUUUUUAAUGGGCUUUCUGUUUCCUGUCGUUGCCAUCUGUAUGUGCUACGUCCUCAUCAUAGUUAAAAUGAGAGUGGUGGCACUCAAGGCAGGCUGGCAGCAGCGCAAGAAGUCGGAAAGAAAGAUCACCCUGAUGGUCAUGAUGGUGGUGACCGUGUUUGUCAUCUGCUGGAUGCCUUUCUACAUCGUUCAGCUGCUGAACGUCUUCGUGGGGCAGCACAAUGCCACCGUCAGCCAACUUUCUGUCAUACUGGGCUAUGCCAACAGCUGUGCCAAUCCAAUCCUCUACGGAUUUCUCUCGGACAAUUUCAAGAGGUCAUUCCAAAGGAUUUUGUGUUUGAGUUGGAUGGACAAUGCGACCGAGGAGCCCAUCGAUUACUACGCGACCGCCCUGAAAAGCCGAGCCUACAGUGUGGACGACUUUCAGCCGGACAAUCUGGAGUCGGAUAGCAUGUACAGGAACGGCACGUGCACCUCAAGGACUACCACUCUGUGACGAUCGGACACCAGAGAAGAGAAAGAAGAACAGCAAAUGUGAAGUGCACCCCAAAAGCGAACGCCUACUAAUGCUUGUUUGACUGUGUGUCUGCCGCUUUAAUGUCAUUAAAUUUGCACAAACGACACGCUUUUAGUGUCGUGGCUCUGCAGUUUACCAAAAUCUUAACCAGCCUAGUUGUGUUUUUUAUCUUUAUACUGAAAUAAUAAGGAAAAGGGACCUCGAAUGACGGAUAAAAUACUUUCGAAGAUUUGGGUACAAGUCAAUACGGGAACACAGGGAAAAAAAAUUAUAAUGACAUCACUUCAAAUGUCGCGGUCACAUCUGCUAGUCUG